CACGGCGUCGGAGUUUCGAGCAUCGGAUGUUGCCUCCGUGGCUCGCAGUCCGGCCCUCGGACCCAAUCGUUGCAGGAUCUGCCCCCGCGGUCCCGCGACUCGGUUGCUUGCGUGGCUGCGUGAAUUCCCUGCGAGGCCCCGAUAGGUUUAUUAUUGGCGACCCGAGGAGUUGAUCCGAGCAGGAGGCGAAUCGAGGUCGGUGGCCGGGAGCGCGGCUGGACGAAGAGCAUUGUUGAUUUGAAGUGCGAGGUCGCGGAAAUUCGCGCGCUGAGAGGAGGGCUCUGCAGGCGGUCGAGAGGAGCUGGGGCAUGCGACGAGUCGAGUGGAUUUGCCGGCUCAGACCAUCGGGAAGCAGGGUACAGGCGAAUGCAUAGCCAGACACGCCAAUGCUGGUCCGCACACAAGUGCGUCGUCAACUUAGGAUUAAGUAUGGCGUCGUGGGUCGUCAAUCCUCGCGCAUCUCCCCUGCCGCUGAGCCCCAAAGCUCUGCGAGGCAGAGGCCCUGUGUCGAGAAUGAAAGAUGCGGUGGAAUUUCUUGUCUUCAGCUUUUAGCAUGUAGACCUACCAAGUUGGGUCCGGAACGAGAUUUCGCUUCUCUGAGAAAGUACUUUUCGUCUCCGUGUAAUCGUUCAUCCAAGUCGGCUUCUCCCGAGCCACCUCCAGAGAAUGCUCAUCCUCAGGUCAACGGGGAGAAUCUGUCGAAGGAAUUUACAUCGGGUUCGCCGUUUUCGACCCAUCAUCUCGAGCAAGAAAGACUGGUUGUCAAUGUGGGUAACAAUGACAUUCGCUCAUCUUCCUGGACAAAGAGGAACAAUGCAAUCGGAGCGAUUUCCGCAUCUGUUGUAGUUUUAGUAAGUGCAGUAGCUGCUAUGAGCUACGAAGAAGAAGGAAGCACGACCCAAGCCAAAGGAGUACUCGUCUCUACUGGGUCAAUUAUAUGGGAUUCAGUUGCCCACAUGAAAAAAGCUGUCGGAACGAUGUUGAGGGAAGGUGCAGAAAGUGUCAUCGACGCUGGAACUUCGACGGCAACAUUGGCAUAUUGUCUGAUUUCUGUUUUAAUGACAGCCAGCGAAGGUACCAUAAAUUCAAACAGGAGCUGGCUGAAGCCUCGAGUAGCUGCAUUGGUAGCAGACAUAGCGGCGCAUGAGUAUAGAAGAAAAGCAGUUGUGGAAGCAGGCGGAGGUCAGGUAGUAGACUGGUUGCUGAAGGCUGUGGCAACAGUGGAUGCUCACGGCUGCUUGGUAUCUCAGGCGGAGUCUGCGCGGGCACUGGCAUAUCUUCUUUCUGAUGAGAGUACUUGUGAGGACGUUUUGAGUAGACCGAGGGCUUUGUCAUUAUUGUUUCAGUUCGCAUCGUCCCUGCAUGCCGAACAGGGUUUUCAAGAUUGGAGCAAAGGACAAGCUCUUCACAUUGCCUCUGAGGGCUCAAGGGGGAGAAGUAUGCUAGUGACAGCAAUUAUGGAUCUCAUUACGUCCAGCUGUGAUGCUGAGGUCGCAAGCGUUAGACCCAAACUUCCAGAAAGUGCUGAUCCUGAAGACAUUGCCGCUGCUCUCCAAGUUGUGAAAGACGGUGGUUGGCAUGGUGAUGAUCAAAAUUCGAAAGACAGUGACUCACCCGGUAAGACUGGCAACAACCGGAAGGGAGUUCAUGGAAUUGGGAUCCGAGUUCUUGGUGGUACAGGUGUGCUCGGAGUUCAGAGGGAACAGUACAGUCUCUCACUUAGUGAGAAAUUUUAUAGUAGUCUCAUGGAAAAGUUGAAGGAGUUCUGGAUUCCGAGGACCCUACUUUUCACUUCAAAUGGCAAUAGUAGUACAGCAUUUUCUGACAAGUCGCAACGGCGGAGUUGGGGAGGCCAAAAAGUCGCUGCUUCUGAACGUAGUCGGGCCAAGUAUGGUCUGUGGGAUGAUCUGCAAGGUAGACACAUAACAGUACCCUUAGCAGCUUGGGCUCUUGCAAACUGGGCUCAGGCAUCUGCUGGAAAUCGUGCGAAGAUUUUGGAGCUUGACGGAGAUGGGGAGGCACUCUUAGCAGCUGUCUUAGCUCCUGAAAAGACUGUCAAAUGGCAUGGAGCAAUGGCUAUGAGACUACUUCUUGGAAGUAAAAACUAUGCCCUCAAUGAUAUUGCUCCUCGCUGGAGCUCUGCUUUGUUAGGUGUCGCUGCCCAGGCUGGUAAAGUUGAAGACACUUCUCUUGCACAUUGUGCGAUUUUAGCGCUGACUGCCUGUGUGUCUCGCUCAAAACCUGCGCAGAGUCUUGUGUUUCAGACAGGUCUCCCUGUUUUGCGCGAGAUCGCUAAUGAAUCUGAGGUCAACUCAACCGUUCAGGGAGCACUGGCCCAGCUGCUAGAUGUGCUCACCGCUGAGGAAGAUGGUCUUCCUUUAGAUGAAAGUAAGAAAUGGGCCGCUACUUUAUUGAGAUGGGCUUGUAAUCGAGUAAGUGACAAUUCUACUCGUGAUUGUGGCUCAAGAGUACUUGUUAGGGUGCUGAACAAUCUUGGACAGGGCGGCAUCCCCAUUUCACAAGCCUGGCUAGCGCUAUUGCUCGUAGAAGCAGUUGCAGACGGAAAAUUAGGACAUGUGAAAACGAAGAGGCAUGGGCAUGCGAGCAGUGAGGCGAAGGAGCGAGAGCAAGUUCAGAAUCAAUUGACUCAAGCAGCCAUUGCUGCGGCUGCGCAGCUAGGAAAAGUUAUUGCUCAGGAAGCCGCAUACAGGUCUAGUGUGUCUGGGGCAGAAGGUGACGUUGCUGAGAGCGCUGCAGAAUUGCCUAUGAUAGACUUGCUUGGACUUGAUGUCAUGGGCAGCAGUACAACAAAGGCUGCUCCGAAGGAAUCUACAGCCAAAGUCAGUGCGAAAGAGGCAGCCGAGGCUGUUCGAAAAGCCAUCAAGUCCUUAACAGAGUUGACAGCAGAGGAGCCUGCAUGGCGGCAAAGAAUUUUGGAUGCUGGCGCCCUUUGUUUGUUACGAAGAUUCCUCCUUUGCAACGAUUACGAGGACUGGUCUGAUUCUGAGGCUAUUGAGAACGCUAGUCAGAUUGUGCAAAACGCCAAAGAUGAUACGCAGGUUGUGAAGAAAGGCAGUAAGAAUGUCUCCGUUGAUCAGAAUAUAACUCCACAUAUUCGAAAACAUGCGGCACGGUUGCUCUCGGUUUUGACCCUACAGCCUGCUGCAUCGCCUGUGAUUACUGGAGACCGGGAGUGGUUUACCUGGCUGAGAAGUUGUGCUGAUGGUCGAAUCUCGGGCUGCACCGACAAGAAAACUAGGAGUUAUGCAUUGACUGCUCUCUUGAAUGUUUCUCAAGCUCAAGUAUAUCUGAAAAAUCCGAGGCCACCAAUUUUCAAUGCCGUGACCAAAGGUAAAUCUAAGACUGGAAAGGAUUCUCUUGAUGAGUUUUGGCCACGAUAUGAAGACACGAUAUUCUUGAUGAAUCCUAGUUCUGACAUUUGGAAGAGGAAGCUAGUUUGCAAUUUUCAAAUUCCGCAAGGAGACGAGCAAGAGACGAAGACGAUGGAAAGAUUGGACGAGGUUAGUCCGGCAAAUCAAGGUGUUAGUCAUUCUGUACAUCAAGGAGACGCUAUACGUGAGCCAGUUAUGGAUGUGGUAUUUGUACAUGGGUUGCGCGGUGGACCUUAUAAAACGUGGCGAGUAUCAGAAAACAAGGUGUCAAGUACUACUCCCCUUGUUGAAAAGAUUGACGAUGAAGCUGGGAAACAAGGUACCUGUUGGCCUCAAGAAUGGUUGGCAGAUGAUCUUCCUCGCAGUCGAUUGCUUACUAUUAAGUACAAGACGAAUCUUUCUGAGUGGUCGGGAGCUACAUUACCCCUUCAGGAAGUGAGCUCGAUGCUGCUGGACAAAUUGUUAGCUGCAGGAGUUGGCGACCGGCCAUUAGUAUUUGUCACACAUAGCAUGGGUGGCCUAGUGGUUAAACAGAUGCUCUUGCAAGCAGGAAGAGAUAAAUCCAGAGCACAUCUUGUAAAUCAAACUACCGGCAUAGUCUUUUACAGCUGCCCACAUUUUGGCAGCAAGCUUGCCGAUAUGCCUUGGCGUAUUGGGCUUGUUUUAAGGCCAGCCCCUACGAUAGGAGAGUUGAGGAGUGGAUCUCCACGACUGGAGGAGUUGAACCAUUAUCUUCGGCACUUGCACAAAGAUGGACAUUUGGAUGUUUUAAGUUUUAGUGAGACUAAAGUGACACCUCUGGUGGAAGGUUACGGUGGCUGGGGUCUUCGAAUGGAAGUCGUACCUAUUGAAUCAGCUUAUCCAGGAUUUGGCGAACUGGUUGUACUUCCCGGCACUGAUCAUGUAAACUCGUGCAAGCCAUUGAAUCGUGCUGAUCCCGCUUACACUAAGACGCUUGAGUUUCUACACAAUCAAGAGUUGUACGCAGAAAGAGUAUCACAGGCAUCCAUAGAUUAGUAGGCUUAUGCUAAUUCUGUACAGAUUAUGUCAUAUUAUGAGCUCGGAUCUGUACUUAAGUACAGUAAAGUAUCUGGUUAGUACAUUUCAUUAUUUGUAGAAGGUGAUCACCGUGCGCGAGAAUACAUAUUAGAAGGACCAAAAUAACUACCUUUAGUCCCUUAAUAUCCUGGGCCUCACUGUCUAACCACACUAACGGCUUAUUCGAAGUAAUGCACUCUUAAGUUUAUUUCGUGUAUUAUAUGUGCACGAGAUUGGUGUACAUUUGAAAACAAAAGUUGCGCGCGCAAUUUAAGCUAAUUGAUCAUUAUAUACAUUCAAACCAAUAU
Marchantia polymorpha subsp. ruderalis is the source of this 4738-nucleotide messenger RNA. NCBI's taxonomy places the organism in Eukaryota, Viridiplantae, Streptophyta, Marchantiopsida, Marchantiales, Marchantiaceae. The record is from the annotation of a GenBank genome assembly.